Messenger RNA from Magnolia sinica, 918 nucleotides. RefSeq lists its product as uncharacterized. The record is from RefSeq and is a predicted model, not a curated record. Gene Ontology annotation, molecular function: RNA binding; translation initiation factor activity. Lineage: Eukaryota; Viridiplantae; Streptophyta; Magnoliopsida; Magnoliales; Magnoliaceae. Bases 161 to 658 code for a protein of 165 amino acids. The transcript has 4 exons. Gene Ontology annotation, biological process: translational initiation. Gene Ontology annotation, cellular component: nucleus.
GUCCAAAUCUAUGGUCCCACUUGCCGGACUUGAUACCUUAGCGCCUGCGUAUCAAGCGUCAUGAGCAGCCAGAGUAUCAAUUUCGACGCGACGUCUUCUCGACUUCUUCUGUUAUAGGGUCGUGAAGAUCGCAGCCGGAUACUAGGAAAACAAAAACGCCAUGAAAGGAGGUAGGAAGAAUCUGAAGAGAGCAGCAACGGUGGAAAACGGAGCUUUCUCUCUCCAACAAGGACAGAGCAUCAUGCAAGUCGUAUCUCUUCGAGGAUCCAAUCUCAUCGAGGUAAUGGAUGCUGGAGGUGUCAAAGCACUAGCACUCUUUCCGGCAAGAUUUCAGAAGAGCAUGUGGAUAAAACGAGGAAGCUUUGUUGUGGUAGAUGAAAGUGGGAAGGACAAGGCCCUUGAAUCGGGGAGCAAGGUGGCAUGUAUGGUUUCACAAGUCCUCUAUUAUGAGCAAGUCCGUGCACUUCAAAAGUCUCCUGAAUGGCCCGAAAUCUUCAAGACGACAGUAGCAGAUGAUCCAAACGGCCACCUGCAAAGACCCCUAUCCCAGCUGGAAGUAGAAUCAAAUUCAAGCGAUGAUGAUGGACUUCCCCCACUUGAAGCCAAUACAAACAGAAUCAGACCCCAUGAGUUGCAAUCUGAUUCGGAGUCAGAUUGAUGUUGGCGGUCGGAAUCAGAUUCAUAAAUGUCAGCUGCUCUUUAACACUGGCUUUGGAAAGAGUGGAAAGGCUGGUUUCUCGGAUACGAGUUUAAUUCUUGCAAACAACUGUAAAAGGUUUCCUAAACACGCAAGGUUUUCAGGCAGGGAAUGAUUCAUCUUGUAUUGAUUUUGAGGAGAUCAGAAGUGCACUUGUUUUUAGUUUGAACUUUAUUCACCUUGUAUUGAUUUUGAGGAGAUUGGAGGGUGCGUUUGUUUUU